GCACUGCCUCCCACACUCCCCCCACCCCUUUUACUAGUCAAAACCACCAAAAACAGAAACCCAAAAGUCUUUUCAAUUUUGAUGGCUCACAGUGAUUUUAAUAUUUUAUUGCCCAUCAUCACCGUCCGAUCAAGAUAAAUCCAAACUCAAAAAAUAAACUAAAAAAAAUUAAAAAAAAUAUUAUUUUGAUAAUUAGGAACCAAAACUGCCACGGUUUCGGAGUUGAAUAACGCAUAUAUAGAAUAGAAGAAUAAGGAAAAGCCGUUACUGAAUCAGUUAAAAGAGGAAGUUAUAACUCCCUUCGUCAUCUCUCCAACCUCAUGCAUCAACUCAACCCCAAACCCUAACUGAAUCUUUACUCUAUACGCGCUUAUAACGACUCAAUGCUUAUAUAUACAUUCAUCUUUGACUGCCCUUUUCGUUUUAGAUGAAACCCAACUCAUUUACAAAUUUUUAAUUAAUUUUUUCGCCGAUGACUCUGACCACCGGCGGUGAUCGGAUCAAGGGUUCUUGGAGCCCACAAGAGGAUGCUUCUCUUGUCAAGCUUGUUGAGGAGCAUGGUCCCAGAAACUGGUCUCUGAUCAGCGCCGGCAUACCAGGUCGUUCCGGCAAGUCGUGUAGGCUGAGGUGGUGCAAUCAGCUUAGUCCGGAGGUGCAGCACCGGCCAUUUAGUCCGGCAGAGGACGCCGUCAUCGUUCAGGCGCAUGCCGUUCACGGCAACAAGUGGGCUACUAUUGCGCGUAUCUUGCCCGGGCGGACGGAUAAUGCGAUUAAGAAUCACUGGAACUCGACUCUCCGGCGGCGUCGGGUUGGGGAGCUGUCGUCGGCGUCGUCAGAGUCGAACUCAGCGAUGAAGCGCCCGAGUUUUGAUGCAACAGUGUCGUCCGAGUCGGACUCGGGACUAAAGCGGCAGCUCGUUGGCGCAUCGCCGGAGCACAACAGCUGCGAUAGGGUUAAGGCCGAGCCGGAGACGUCGCUAACGCUAUCCCCGCCGGGAGAUAGUGUGGUAACGUUACCCGUGGGUGAUAGAGUGGAGGAUGCUCGAGAUGAAGGGGCGCGCAUCACGAGGAAAGAAGGGGAGAGGUGUGCGGUGGAGAUGGCGGACACGUGCUUGGUAAAGAUAAUACAGCGUAUGAUAGCGGAGGAGGUUAGGAAUUACUUCAUCGCGUUACGGGCAGAGGAUGGGCUUCGGGUUAGGCCUGAGCUCGACCCAGCGGCCCAAAAUAAUCCCUAAAAUCUUAUACCAAAAGUUUCAGUCUCACAGCUGUCUUUCUUUUUAUACCGACAACGUUAGAGCUGGGUGGUUGAGGAAUGGCAGCUGAAAUUUUAGAUGAAUCAGUAGUUUUAAUACUUGUUUUUUAAAAAAAAAAAGAAAAAAAAACUUUUAUUUCACUCUUUUCUAACCUUACAUCUACCAACAAUGGAAAAGGUUCUACUUUGAGAAAAGUUGAUGGUAAUUUGAAGAUCAAAUCUUCUCUAACCCCUCUCUCAUUCACGGAUGGGUAUGCCAAUUAUUUGUACUAGUUUGAAUGAUGAAUUGAAUACCAGAUUCCGGUCUAGGAGAUCUCGGUGGAUGGAUCUGCGUAUUAAAAAAAAAACAAUGGCAACCUAUUCUAAGGCAUCAAUGGGUACCAAGCCAAGGACCUAGAACC
This is a messenger RNA of Vitis vinifera (wine grape), 1652 nucleotides long. Its product is annotated as transcription factor MYB77. Gene Ontology annotation, cellular component: nucleus. The record is from RefSeq and is a predicted model, not a curated record. Gene Ontology annotation, molecular function: RNA polymerase II cis-regulatory region sequence-specific DNA binding; DNA-binding transcription factor activity, RNA polymerase II-specific. The transcript has a single exon. Gene Ontology annotation, biological process: regulation of DNA-templated transcription. Bases 473 to 1234 code for a protein of 253 amino acids. NCBI's taxonomy places the organism in Eukaryota, Viridiplantae, Streptophyta, Magnoliopsida, Vitales, Vitaceae.